AUGAACUUUUUCAAAUUGUAUAAGUCUCUAUCUCGCGUGGCUGUCUAUCCACUAUUUUAUGUGUAUAUGCUUCUGGUGGGGAAAUCGUCCCGUCGUCUGAAACGGAAACGGGUGCCUCUGGCUCCGGAUCAGGUGAGGGCGCUGGACGGCCCCGGUACUGUACUGAAGUGGCUUCUUCACUCCAGCACAGAAGUAUUCUGGUGCGCCUCAUCUCUAUCCCAAGCAGUAAGGCUCGGUAGAGCUAGUUUACUACUCAGGGAAAGGCUGCGGAGAAGUUCUUACGUCUGGCAUGGAAUCCAAGGGAAUGGUCUCUUACAAGGGUGCCGGUGGCAACAAGGGAAUGGUAUUUAG
Striga asiatica is the source of this 351-nucleotide messenger RNA. Lineage: Eukaryota; Viridiplantae; Streptophyta; Magnoliopsida; Lamiales; Orobanchaceae. The record is from the annotation of a GenBank genome assembly.